Messenger RNA from Aaosphaeria arxii CBS 175.79, 459 nucleotides. RefSeq lists its product as uncharacterized. NCBI's taxonomy places the organism in Eukaryota, Fungi, Ascomycota, Dothideomycetes, Pleosporales. Bases 1 to 459 code for a protein of 152 amino acids. The transcript has a single exon. The record is from RefSeq and is a predicted model, not a curated record.
AUGGAUGAGAUGAUUGGCCUCUUUCGCACUCAUCAAAACUUCUUCCUCGGCCAUGUCAAAACGUAUGUGGUGUGUGCAAUUGUAGAGGGGGACUUACAGAUUGCACCGGAACAGCUGCAAGUUAUACGCCAAUCAAUCAAAGAACUCGGCCUCUCCAACGCUCUACUCUAUUACGAACGAACAAUGGAACACUUCAUCAACACACAAACACAUUUCGGAACGGUCUUGGUGGAUGGCAGGCUUGCCGAGCCGAGGACAUACGUAGAGGACCGCGAUGUUACAGACGCAAAACCAAAGUCGCCGACCUGGCAAGGGAAAUAUGUAGACGGGGAAUGUCAAUAUGAACUCGUUUUGGAUGGUGUUAUUCUCUCAUCACAAAAUACUCCCCCGGUCAAUGAAUACAUCUGGAUGCAAGAAGACGCGAGGUGGAUACAGUGGGAUGGCUAUCAGUGGGUGUAA